AUGGCAAACAACGUCAACUUCGUCACCCUCGACGUCUUCACCACGAAAACAUACGAGGGGAACCCUCUUGCCGUGGUCUUCCUCCCCUCCCCAACAGACCCCCAACUAACUCAACGCCAAAAGCAAACCAUCGCGCGCGAGUUUAAUCUCUCCGAGACAAUCUUCGUCCACCAGAGGACAGGCACCGGCGAAUCCCGCACCGUCGACAUCUUCACCAAGAGCGCCGAGCUUCCUUUCGCGGGCCACCCAACAAUCGGCGCUGCAUCAUGGUUUCUUCACCACGCACCAGAGCAAGAUGCCAAGGUGACGAGUUUGCAGCUAAAGGCUGGAAAUUUCCCGAUUGCCUUGGAGGAUGCGAACCUGGGUGUCGUUGCAGCGCGCGUAGCGCAUAACGUGCACACCCACGAGAACAAAUACCCUUUGACUGAGGCGUUGCGACUCUAUCCGUCCUUGAAGCCGUAUCUGGCGCCUUCGUCGGUUGCUCUGUUCUCCGUCGUGAAAGGCAUGAACCAGCUUCUUGUUGAACUGCCCUCACUUGAAGCACUGAGCUCUGUGACGACAGCGUAUGGGGGCCAGGCGGCCGACUCGGCGUAUUUGGACGCGGGGUGGGUUGAGGGUUUGCUUGUGACAUACUUUUAUGUUAGGGACGUGGAGGAUGAGAAGUUGAGAAGGAGGGUUAUUCGGACGAGGACGAUCAUAGGAAACCUUGAGGAUCCCGCAACGGGGAGUGCAGCGAGUGGAUUGGCGGCGUAUCUGUCGCUGAGUGGGCGGGGGACUGGGCAGUUCAAGUAUGAUGUUGUGCAGGGAGUGGAGAUGGGGAGACGCAGCGAGAUUGGGGUUGAGGUGGUUAUUGAGGAGGUGGGCAGGAUUGAGAGUCUGACCUUGAUGGGCAGUUCUGUGAGGGUGUCUGAGGGCAGAAUUGUGGUUCCUGAGGAUGUCUGA
Molecule: messenger RNA, 942 nt
Organism: Aspergillus puulaauensis
Lineage: Eukaryota; Fungi; Ascomycota; Eurotiomycetes; Eurotiales; Aspergillaceae
Product: PhzF family phenazine biosynthesis protein
Exons: 1
Coding region: 1-942 (313 amino acids)
Biological process (GO): biosynthetic process
Cellular component (GO): cytoplasm
Molecular function (GO): isomerase activity
Source: RefSeq, a predicted model, not a curated record